UGUGUCCACCCGUCGCGCGAGGCGCGCAGCCGCCCGGCCGCUUUACAGCUCCCGCUCGAUCGAGCUCCUUUAUAUAGGCGCCAGUGAAGCCUCGUUUCGCCAGCGCUACUGCUGCUCACGCCCUGAAUCGAACACCCUACCCGGUCUUAUCCUCUGUCGCCGUAUAGAGCUCGCGUGGGGAGGGAGAAGGCUCGGGAAGGAGCAGCCGAGGCCGGAGAGGCGGCAUGGGGUGCGACGACAAGUGCGGGUGCGCCGUGCCGUGCCCCGGCGGCAAGGACUGCAGGUGCUUGUCGAGGGGCGGCGGCGGCGGCGGCAGCGGCGGGCAGCGGGAGCACACGACGUGCACGUGCGGGGAGCACUGCGAGUGCAGCCCCUGCACCUGCGGGCGGGCCACGCUGCCGUCGGGACGGGAGAGCAGGAGGGCCAACUGCUCCUGCGGGCCCAACUGCAACUGCGCCUCCUGCAGCGCCACGGCCUGAUCCAGUGAUCCAUGAGCAGCCCAAAGCCGAGCCACUACUCUAGACCUGUCUGCAGCUCGUAGUAUUAAAGGAUAGUAUACUACUGUAGGAAAUAAAGGGCUUAUGCAAGUCCAGAGUCUAUGUUUGCAGCUCGCAUCAUGCGAUGCGGCGUGGUGAUGUGCUACUGUGCUACUGUACGAGAAGACUGAAGGAUGGCAUGAAAACUAUAUAAAAGUUCGUAAUAUGUAUGGUGGAAUAUAAGUUCGUAAUA
Molecule: messenger RNA, 729 nt
Organism: Setaria italica (foxtail millet)
Lineage: Eukaryota; Viridiplantae; Streptophyta; Magnoliopsida; Poales; Poaceae
Product: EC protein homolog
Exons: 1
Coding region: 225-479 (84 amino acids)
Molecular function (GO): zinc ion binding
Source: RefSeq, a predicted model, not a curated record